AUGGCGUCGCUCAUUGCUGGCGGUGAUGCCUCUUCUUUCUCCUCCAAGUCCACGCUUCAAUUCUUAGCCUUCGAGGCGGCGAAAACUAUGUCUCGCCUUGUCGCACUGUAUAACUCUCUCUCAGACGAUGAAUUCUUCAAACUCCGUCAAGGCCCCGUGAAGUCCUGUGGCGUCGCCUUUUUAAACUCUGCCGAUGAAAGCUAUCUUCUUGAACUUGCGUGUAAAGAGAAGCUCGAGGAUCUCGGUCAAGCCGUGGCUGUGGUUUCUCGUUUGAGUAAGAAAUGCAUCGAUGAAGAACUCAACCGGUUCGAAAUUGCUUACCAGAAAGUGACACAGGGAGUAAUGGAAAUUGGAAAUUUUAAUUUUAGCUCUAGAAACGUUGGGAAAAACAUUAAAAAGAUGGAGAAAUACGUGAACACGACGUCUGCUCUAUACGAAUCGUUGGUUGCCCUCAACGAAUUAGAAGCGUCGGAGAAGAAAAUGCAGAAAUGGAAGAUCAGCAAAGAUUACUUUAACCAGAAUAUCACUUUCCAGAGAAAGCAAGUUGUACAUUUCAAAAAGGUUUCCCUUUGGAGCCAAAGAUUUGAUACAACUGUGGGAUUAAUGGCUCGAAUCGUCUUUGCGGUUUACUCCAGAAUCUGCACCAUUUUUGGACCCUUCGUUCCGAGUCUUCCGUGCUUUUAUAUUCCCAGAAGAAAAGCUUUAAACAUGAAGGUUUAUCCAGAGGCCAAUUAUUGCCUUCUCGUGGACAAAGACAAGUAUAUGAAACAAGCCUCGAAAUCGGGCCCACUCAUGAAAGCUUCGAAGACCAAACCAAGAUCAGCUGAAGUUAACGCCUUGGGUUUCCAAAUUCCAGUGAUAAGAAACAAAAGGCUGAUACAAUCGGCUCCGGCGGGCACCGUGGGAGCAGCGGGGCUUGCCUUUCGUUAUGCGAACCUAAUCAUCAUGGCAGAGAGCUGUUUCCACACGGCAACAAGCAUCGGCGAGGAAGUUCGAGAGAACAUGUUCGAGAUGUUGCCGAUAAGCCUGAAACGAGCUUUGAGAAGGAAGCUGAAAGGGAAAUGGGGCGAAGAGAGCGACGGGGGACAAGGUCUGGCACAAGGGUGGAAAGAGGCGUUGGAGGAGAUAAUCGGGUGGUUGGCACCGAUGGCACAUGAUACGUUGCGAUGGCUGCAAGAGAGAGACUCGGAGCAACAAAAACUGAACGCAAAGCCGACGGUUUUGUUGUUGCAGACAUUGCAUUUCUCCGAUUUGGAGAAAACGGAGGCUGCGAUCGUGGAGGUUUUGGUAGGGUUGAGUUAUAUAUAUAUGCACGAGAAUCGGCGGGAGAGGCUUGCUGAUGGUUGUUUUUGGUUAUGA
Messenger RNA from Hibiscus syriacus, 1359 nucleotides. RefSeq lists its product as uncharacterized. Lineage: Eukaryota; Viridiplantae; Streptophyta; Magnoliopsida; Malvales; Malvaceae. The record is from RefSeq and is a predicted model, not a curated record. The transcript has a single exon. Bases 1 to 1359 code for a protein of 452 amino acids. Gene Ontology annotation, biological process: positive regulation of growth.